Messenger RNA from Magallana angulata, 1543 nucleotides. RefSeq lists its product as uncharacterized. The coding region runs from base 1 to 1176 and encodes 391 amino acids. NCBI's taxonomy places the organism in Eukaryota, Metazoa, Mollusca, Bivalvia, Ostreida, Ostreidae. The record is from RefSeq and is a predicted model, not a curated record. The transcript is spliced from 6 exons.
AUGCCGGAUAUUUUAUCAGUGUUGAAUGACUUGCCUUUUAUCCAAUUUUAUAUGUCACAUGACGUUUCUGUUAAAAUGUUCGAAUGCAUUGGAAGUGUGUGUGCAUUUCUUGCAAUUUUCUGUACCUUUUCCUUCGCUCACCUGGAUAAUUUUGUCAUAAGAGUCAUAAGCGACAUAGGCCCGUGUGCAUGCAAGCUGGAGUGUUAUUCUUCGACAAAAUGUGCCUCUGUUAACUAUGAUUUAAACAAUUUUGAGUGUGAGCUCAGUUCGUAUAAUGGAUCCUUGUUUAACGAAUCAAACGCCACAGAGUUAUAUCAAUCUUUCUCUAUGGACAAUAUCAAACAGGAAUUUUCAGAUCCUUGUAAUGGUAUAUUGUGUGGGCCAAAUAUGAAAUGCAUCACUUCCACCAAUGGAAUUCUUUGCAUUAUUACAGAAUGCGGAGAACCGCUUGCCGUCACCAAUACGAUACCAAGCUCUCUGUCAAGUCUGCGAGCAGUUGGUACGGUCCUGUUGUAUCAAUGUGACAGCGUUGGAACGCCUGUCGGUAAUCUAACCUCUGUGUGUCAAUCGAACGGGGUCUGGUCACAUAUUACCGGAUAUUGCAAAGUGUGUGGAACCUUACCCUCUGUUCCUAAUGGCGCCGUGGGUCCUGGGUUCGACUACCAGAAUGCUGUCCGUAACAUUACCUGUCAAUUAGGGUUCAUGAUGUCUACACCCGAUAACACCAUCACGUGUCAGGGGGACGGAAACUGGUCAGCCAUAAACACCACGUGUAUUAUUCAUGAGUGCCCGGCGUCUUUUCACCACGACAUGAUAAAGGAACUGUGUAUCCGCGUGUUCGAUGUUCCCGCCACCUGGGAUGACGCCGACACCAUGUGUCAAAACUACUCACAGCGAUUGAUCAAUAUCAACACUCCGUCCCAAGUAACCAUCCUCACAGAAUAUUUAAGGAGCCUGACUAAUGUAGAUGAACGGGACGAUAUACACGUGGGAGGGAGGCUGGUCGGUGGUCAGUACCGGUGGAUAGUCACUAACAAAACGAUCGCCCCGGCGGUGUGGGACGAGAAUUACCCCAGUGAGUCAAUGAAGGUGUGCACUCACUUCCACGACACGGAGCAUCUCCGGGACAAGGAAUGUACCGCGCUCAGCAAAUACGCAUGCGGGGUGUUUUAUUAAAUAUUGUGAGCAAACUGGAAAAAAAAAACAACCUAAAUGUCUUUGAUAAUGUACAACUUAUGAACGCAACUUUGUUGCUUUGCAGGGGCAGUCGAAAAAAGUUUGCUACAAUAGACUGUACACUUCACAGAUUUUGUGAAGAAAAAUUUGUCCAGAUAGAAUAUUAUGUUUAGCAUGUUGAGCUUCCGUGCUCUUCUAAUUAAUCUUAAUAGCAUCGAGAAUGUAAAACUGAAUCAAGCUAUCAAACUUUAUUGACUUUUUAUUUAAAACUGUUUUAGAUGAUGUCCAAAAUAAAGUACACUGUUUUCAUAUAAACAAUAGAGUAUUAAUUACUUAAAUAAACAAGACUAUGACCCAUAUCUAUUUA